This is a messenger RNA of Bombina bombina (fire-bellied toad), 2426 nucleotides long. Its product is annotated as oocyte zinc finger protein XlCOF7.1-like. Gene Ontology annotation, molecular function: DNA-binding transcription repressor activity, RNA polymerase II-specific. The record is from RefSeq and is a predicted model, not a curated record. NCBI's taxonomy places the organism in Eukaryota, Metazoa, Chordata, Amphibia, Anura, Bombinatoridae. The coding region runs from base 36 to 1751 and encodes 571 amino acids. Gene Ontology annotation, biological process: negative regulation of transcription by RNA polymerase II. The transcript has 11 exons.
AGGUGUCACAUUUAUAGCAUCUGACUCAGACACGAAUGAUAAACAAGAUGAACAAAUACAGGAAGCAGAUGGCAGAGCAGUUCCUGAGUCAGGCCCUGGGUAUCAUCUGCCUGCUGACCGGAGAGGAAUAUGCCAUUGUGAAGAAGAGACCCCCCCACAGCAGCAUUCAUAGGCUGAGCGGAGAGGUGCCUAUAAAGUGUGAUGACGUUGCCGUGUAUUUCUCUAUGGAGGAGUGGGAUUAUAUAGAGGGACACAAGGAGCUUUACAAGGACGUCAUGAUGGAGACUCAGCAAGCACUAAGGACUGUGGAGAUCCCAGGAAACAAAAUCUCAGCAGGUGACAGUGAUGACAAUCGAGACACAGCAGCACAAGAAGAACUUGUAAAUAACGUUCAGCCACUGAAGACCUCAUCGGACGUCGCUGGAGCCAAAGGACCAAUCGGCACUGCCAAGCCUAAAUCUCCGCAAACAGCCACAGCCAAGUCACGGUCUAGCUGCACCCCCGAUGAGCUGGCGAUAUGCACCACAAGGCAGCACACAUUCAGGACAAAUAAUGGACCCAGCUGCACCCCCGAUGAGCUGACGAUAUGCACCACAAGGCAGCACACAUGCAGGACAAAUAAUGGACCCAGCUGCUCCUACAUACAAAAGCCAAUGAGUGAUAGUGAUGCUGACGUAGCUGAUCAGACAGAAGAUUCAAGUGUAACUAGUCAGCUGGAAGCUGCGGAGCAGGAAAUGAGUGACAGCAGCAGUGCAGGUGAAUAUGAUGCUGUGAUUUCAUGUAACUUGGAACAAGCAGAAGAACAGUGGCUAAGAAAUAUGCCUGAAGUGUCAGAGCAGGAAAUAUGUAAAAGUGUUCGCAUUGGUGACAAUUAUGCUAUAAUUUCUAAUAACACAAGAGAUCAGUGGCUUAGAAAUGUUACUGAAGCUCCAGUGGAGGAAAUAUGUCACAAUAUUAGUACAGGUGAUGUUAAGACUGAAGUCAAACUUAAUGCUGAACAAACAAAUGAUCUGUAUGUAAUGAGUCGGCUGGGAGCUGUGAAGCAGGAAAUCAGUGACAAUAUUAAUACAGGUGAUUUUAAGACUGAAGUCACACUUAAUGCUGAACAAACAGAUGAUCUGUAUUUAAGUCAGCUGGGAGCUGUGAAGCAGGAAAUCAGUGAUGAUAUCAGUACAGAUGCAUUCACAAGCUGCAGUAAUUCUAGUCAUGGUCAGAGUUCUUACAGUCUUCAUCAAAAUAGUCACAUAGGAAAUGUAUGUCCUGAAUUUGGGGAAUGUUUCACCAGGAAAUCAAAUCUUAUUGGACAUCAGAAAAUGUAUACAGGAGAGAGACCGUUUUCUUGUUCUGAAUGUGGGAAAUGUUUUACUCAGAAAUGUAAUCUUAUUAUGCACCAGAAAAUUCAUACAGGAGAGAAGGUAUUUUCAUGUCCCUUAUGUGGGAAAUGUUUUCUCAAGAAGUCCGACCUUGACAGACAUCUUAAGAUUCAUACAGGAGAAAAAGCCUUUUCGUGUCCUCUGUGUGGGAAAUGUUUUACUCAGAAAUCGCACGUUACUGAUCAUCUGAAAACUCAUACAGGAGAAAAGGCAUUUUCAUGUCCUGAAUGUGGGAAAUGUUUUGCCCGGAAAUCAGAUGUGAUUAGACACCAGAAAACUCAUGCAGGGGAGAAAUCAUUUAUAUGUUCUGUAUGUGGAAAAUGUUUUGCUUGGAAAUCAACUCUUAAGACGCAUCUGAAGAUUCAUACACGAAUGUGAAAAGUCAUACGGGAGAAAAGGCAUUUUUAUUCGUAUAUGUAUGUAUCAAGUAUUCUGUGAAAUCGCAUAUUACUGAACGUCUGAAAAUUUAAACAGGAGAAAAAAGAAUUUCCAUGUUCGGUAUGUUUGAAAUGUUUUACUCAGAAAGCACAUCUUAGAUAUCUGAAAAUUAAAGUGAUGGUAAACCUCCGCUAAUGGAAUGCCACCUCUGUAAUCUUUUCCAUUAAAAAGUAUAUGUGUACUUUUUCUAUUAUUUAAAUCUAAAGGGUUAAAUCCGAGCCUAUAGUAAUGCUUCUAUUACAGUGUUAUGCUGGCCCACUGGGAUUAAUUUUUUUAAUGAAAAUUCUAAUGAAUAUCCAAUCAGUGUGCGUGUCGUAUGACAUUCUCGAAGUCAAGCUUUUUGAAAGCCUUUAAGAAGCCUAUGUAGAGUGUGGGUGAGACUGCUCUAUAUGUCAUAGCCCAGACAAAAGAGGAAAUAAAGGUUGAUGGAGGAAGAGAAGGUACCAUGUAAGAUUAUAAAUUUUGUUUUUUAAAAUAUAUAUAUACUUUAAAAAAAAAAUUAUUAUGUGGUUUUGUUUGUACACUGAUACAUUUGUCACUGCAACAUUCUUAAAGUCUGACAGUUACCAUCACUUUAAUUCAGAAGAAAAACAUUUCUCUUGUUAAGUGUAGUCA